Carassius auratus (goldfish) is the source of this 3048-nucleotide messenger RNA. Its product is annotated as zinc finger protein 740-like. Gene Ontology annotation, biological process: regulation of transcription by RNA polymerase II. The transcript is spliced from 7 exons. Gene Ontology annotation, cellular component: nucleus. Gene Ontology annotation, molecular function: DNA-binding transcription factor activity, RNA polymerase II-specific; RNA polymerase II cis-regulatory region sequence-specific DNA binding. The record is from RefSeq and is a predicted model, not a curated record. NCBI's taxonomy places the organism in Eukaryota, Metazoa, Chordata, Actinopteri, Cypriniformes, Cyprinidae. Bases 229 to 1026 code for a protein of 265 amino acids.
GGAUCACGUGACAGACGCUCUCCCCAGAGAGCACUUCCGGUAACGUUUUCUGUGUUUGUAAACUGAAAAGAUUGUCCGACAAGAAAACAUUGGGCUACUGUAAACGAAGAGGAGUAAGGCUUGGGCCCCUGAUGGUUGGGGCUUGUGUGGUCUCUAAACACUCUCCCUGCCCCGAGCGAAGUUCUCUGUAAUCCAACACACACACACACACCCACUCUCAUCACUGCGAUGUCACACCUUUCCAACAGCUCAGUGCGAGAUCACAUGAAAUGGGCUGGGUUGCUUGGCUGUGAAGCGGUGCUGUCCAGCAUGGCACUCAUGCAGGCCGGCUCCAUGCCCAGCCAUAAGAAGAUGGGCUCUCAUCUGGGCCAGGGACAGAGAGAAAACAGUCACAGCAACAAUCACAACCAGGACACCCACAGCCAACACGGCCACAUGGUGCUUCCCUCAGGAGUCAGCUGCCCACCACUGCUCAUCCGUAAGGACGGAGAGUUUCACUCUUCCAGGCUCUUGGAUGAAAAAGACAUGCAAGCCAGCCAGAACGUGCAGCCAAAGAAGAAGAACAGGAAGUCUGGACUUCCCACCAAAAUGAGAGAAAAACCCCAGGUGGAGAUUCCUGACGUUAAUGACGAUAACUCACUCAGCUCUCAAGUGCAGAAGAACUUCAUAUGUGAGCACUGCUACAGUGCCUUCCGCAGUAGUUACCACCUCAAACGGCACAUUCUCACCCAUACAGGGGAAAAGCCAUUUGCGUGUGAUAUGUGUGACAUGAGGUUUAUUCAGCGCUAUCAUCUGGAAAGACAUAAGCGUGUUCACAGCGGUGAGAAGCCUUAUCAGUGUGACCGCUGCCAACAGAACUUUUCCAGAACUGACCGGUUACUACGACAUCGGCGUUUGUGUGCCGUGGGCAUCCCUAAAGAGGAGAACCAUCCGUGCUGUGAGGGACGGUCUUAUUCUCAGGACCCCUCCCAGCACUCGGCGUCCUGGAGCCCACUGCAGACAAACAACAGCAGGCUGGCGGCGUGACAGCCGUCCGAUCGUGUUCAAACCACUUCCCAGCAAACACAAUGGACUUGCCAACAUGACCUGACCGGGGGUCUGAGCCUGUAAAAACUGUUUAAAGAUGUCCAACACGUCCAGCUCUGAUUCAGUCGGCUCAACCCCAGUGGACUGUUUUAUACUGCUUAGACUCUGGGAAAUAGCUUAUUUUGUAUUUUAGACGGUACUGUGAUCAGCAGGUGGGUUAGUUGUGCAUUCAUCCCAGUCAGUAAUGACUUCUGCUAGUUUAGAAAUGCUUGCUUUUGUAGUUCCCAUGCAGGACUGUAGAUUGUUGGGAUUCUCAGUGUUACUGUUGCUCUGCGAAAUGUUGCAAAAAAAAUCCAGUCAUUUCAUUAGGGAUCUGCACAAUCGGGAGUUUCACAUGAAGCUGAAAAAGUUUCACAAGCAGAUUUAGCUUCUUUUUAAGUUGGUUCCACAAAUUCACAGCUUAGAUCAAGAGAAAGCUGCUUGGUUUUAAAGUGACGUGUGCUACAUGCAUCACUACACUGUUGACAAAAGCCAAUGGGACUUUUCCGCCACAAAAUUUCACUGAAUUUACAGAAUUACAAACAAGUCAGCCGUAGUGACUGUAGACACAUUCUGAUACAAUACAGUUUCUCAGUGUGCAUAGUAAUGCAUCAUUCCCAAUUAUGUGAAAAGUUCAAGAAAUACUUAACCCAAAAUAGUUCACUGAAUAAAGAAAAUUUGCUGAGAAAGAGAAAUGUAGCAUUACAUCACUUGCUCACCAAUGGAUCCUCUGCAGUGAAUGGGUGCCGUCAGAAUGAGAGUCCAAACAGCUGAUAAAAAAUCACAAUGAUCCACAAGUAAUCCAUAUGACUCCAGUCCAUCAUCUAACAUCUUGUGAAAUGAAAAUCUGAAUUUUUGUUAUAAAUGAAUCCAUUACUAAGACUUUUUAAAACAUCAAACAGCCUUUGCUUCUGGCUAAAAUACUUGUUUUUCCAUAAUAUUGGUUUCUCCAGUGAAAAAAUCAUCUUGUCUGAAUGAGGAGAGUAAAAUGCAAUGAUUAAACACCGUUUACAAGCCAAAACAGUUCAAAACACCAAUAUGUCGGUGGAUUUUGAUAUGAGAGGACAAUAGGAGAGGGAGGAAACGUUACGUAUUAUGGUCAAAAGCGCCAGGUUAAAGUUAAAAAUGCCUUAAUUUCUUUCUUUUAUACUUCACAAUGUAUCUCAUGAACUGAAAUCUUGUGGAUUAUUGUGAUGUUUUUAUCAGAUGUUUGCACUCUCAUUCUGACGGCACCCAUUCACUGUAGAGGAUCCAUUGGUGAGCAAGUGAUGGGAUGCUUAAUCUCCUCAAAUCUUAUAUGAUGAAGAAAGAAACACAUCCACAUCUUCGAUGACCUGAAGGUGAACAAAUUAUUAGCAAAUUUCCAUUUUGGGGUCAAUUAUUCAUUUAAAUACUGUGAUAACAGCUCAUGGCCAUCGACAGCUUUACACAGGCCUUUACAGUUUUAGCAGAAACAUCUGGAAUAACAUGCAUUCUACAUUGACAGAAGAGCUCUUUUUCAUCUAUAUUAUGGUGUCAAACUUUGGAAGUUGGUCUUUCGGUCAACUUGAACACUGACUUUUCAUCGAGUAUUUGCGUAUGAAUGACACAUUUUGUCAAGUGGUAUGUCACAAGCAUCUCAGUUCCUUGUUUCAGAAUAACAAGGAAAACCUUUUAACAGGUUGUACAGUUCAUAGAGAGACAGAUGUUUAUAUAAAACCACUAGUUUUUCACAGAGGUCUCGUUACAUUUCUUAUCGCGUAGACCUCGGUCCUUGAACACAGAUUCUGACAUAGUCAAGUUUGAGUUGAUAUAUUUUUUCAGCAUUUUAGAUCAUUUAAAUAGAAACCGUAGUAGGAUUAGACUGCUGCCACUGUCUUGAUGGAGCAGAUUCACUGUAUUUUUAUUUUUACGUGUACGCCUGCAUGUUCCUUCCGUUAGGCAUAUACAGAAAAAGGACUUGUAUUGUGAUUGUUUAAAAUAAUGAAAAACAUUUUUGAUCCA